Molecule: messenger RNA, 6717 nt
Organism: Micropterus salmoides (largemouth bass)
Lineage: Eukaryota; Metazoa; Chordata; Actinopteri; Centrarchiformes; Centrarchidae
Gene: ntm
Product: neurotrimin
Exons: 9
Coding region: 389-1330 (313 amino acids)
Cellular component (GO): neuron projection
Source: RefSeq, a predicted model, not a curated record
UCUCAAACUUGGCGUCUCUCUCUCCCACUGAAUAUGACUAAUGUUUUUUUCUUGUUCGCAUAGCAUUUAGGAAUAUUUACGCUGCAUAUUAACUGUAAAUAGCCUACUGUUUAUUCUUUAUGACUUUAUGUUAAAAAACUUGGUGAAGAAAUAAGGACAGUAGCUACCCGCCGCCGGACCCUUAGUGAGGAGGGAUUCUGGUUUUCUUUUCCUUUAAAAAACAAACAAACAAUAGAAAUCGGAUGUUUUACAGUGCAGUCAGAUAGGGUCGAGUGUCUCUCCUCCCCUGCACACCGCGGCUACCUGGAGAGAAGAUUUGGAUUAAGUCUAAUGAACUGGGGGGUUGCCAGUCCGCAGCCAAGGGGAUUCUCAAUCCGACAACAAAGUGAUGGACAAUAUCACCGUCCGACAAGGAGAGACUGUCUUUCUCAGGUGUGCACAGGGGGACGUUGUCACACACACAGCAUGGCUAAACCGGUCAAGUAUACUGUAUGCCGGAGAAGACAAAUGGUCUGUGGAUCCCAGAGUGAGUCUGGUGACCCUUAAUCAAGAGGAGUUUACCAUCAAGAUUGAACGUGUGGACAUGACAGAUGAGGGGCAGUAUGUGUGCGCAGUCCAGACAAGCAGUCGACCAAGAACCACCUCAGUGCACAUUCUCGUCCAAGUACCACCAAAAAUCAUCAACCUGUCAAGAGAUAUUGUGGUAAAUGAAGGCUCCAACAUCACCCUGAUGUGCCAAGCCAGUGGUAAACCAGAGCCUUCCAUCAGCUGGAAACUCAUCUCCCCUUCAGGGGACCUGGCAUCAGACGAUGAGUACCUGGAAAUCCCAUCUAUCUCCAGACAUAGAGCUGGGACUUACGAAUGCACAGCCGUCAACGAUAUCGAUACAGACGUCCAGACCGUAGACAUCACCGUCAACUAUGCUCCAACUGUGUCAGAGGGCAGAGACGUUGGAGUGACUCUGGGCCAAAGAGGAGUGCUGGAGUGUGAGGCUGAUGCAGUGCCUGAGGCAGAUUUUGAGUGGUAUAAAGAUGACAGGAGGAUCCUCAAUGGCUUUGAUGGCAUGGAAAUUGUGAAUACUGGAUCACUGUCGAAGCUGACAUUUUUUAAUGUGUCGGACGGAGAUUAUGGCAACUACACUUGUGUCGCCAUUAACAAACUUGGGAGCUCAAACACAAGCUUCCUUCUGUAUGUGGUAAUUGAACCCACUAGCUCAACGCUACUGCAAGGACCGAGAGCAGUUCAGGAUGGCAGCGGCGGCGCCAUGGGAGUGCACUCACACACCUGUCUCCUCUUCAUAGUGUUUCUGCCGUUCCUGCUCAGAUUUUGAAGAGGAAUGGAUUCGAACACAAAUGUUUGUGUGUGUGCGUGCGUGCGUGUGUGUAUGCGUGCGUGCGUGUGUGCGUCUGAUGUUUUCUUUUCAACCGGAACCAUAAACUGAUGCACAGUGAGUGCAUGAAGUAUCCUGCUACGUAAUUAUGUUGACCCACUAAAUAAGUACGUAACAAAAGUUUCUGUUGUUUUUUUUAGAUUUCAAGGAUGUAACAAAUGUUUCACAUUUUAAUUGAAUUAUGUUGGAUAUUUUUCUCUCUAAAUUAUAUAAUUCUGGAUUGUCUCUUUUUAUGUAUAUGUCUCUGAAAAAAAAAAUACUUUUUUAAUGUGGUGUCUCUUAUUCAAAUGGAUUUGUCUUAAUUUUUAACCACAUUGCAUAUUCAUCUCAACUAAAAAAAGGCAAAUUUACAGCAAGUAUGAGAGGUGAAUGUUAAAAACCUCAAAGUCAAACAGAGAUAGUGAAGCAGACGGAAUUUAGGUUACCCUGAGGCUGACGGCCUAGUAUUAUCAUAUUUUAAUGUAUAAUAAUUAUCAUUCAGUCUGGUUGAUGCAAGCAGAAUUGUUUUUGACCUCCAAGUAUUCUCAGCAUUAUAGCGAUACUACUUGCAGUUGUGUUAUGCUAAUAUUUUAAUUACAUUUUUCAAUUAUGUUUAGUUUUAAAUAUUUUGAGAAGGCAAAAUAUGAAGUUGUAAUUAUUUAGGACAAAUGCCCUAGUUUUAUGUCUUUGUUGUCUUUUUUUUUUUACCAGUACAAUUGUACACAAAAAUGGUGUCAAGAAUAAUUAUGUUAUAAUUAAGUAGUUAAAAAUGGAGAGAGAGUUUAGUCACUGGUGUGGAGACUGUGUCUGACUUGAGCAAUGCAGAUGUAUUAAUGCUGUUCCUACUUGUGUAAACAUCAUGCCAUUUCUACACAACAUGGUUAUUUGAGAAAAUGUUCCUGUUCAUGUUCCAGACCAGCACUUUAGGGUUAGAGACCACUCAGUAAAAUCAUGCUAAUAGAAAAUAAACACUUUCUGCAUGUAUUUAGACACCAAUAACCCAAAGACUUUAGCAGUUUAUACGCCACACUUCAUAGGAUUUGUGUUUUCUAGUCUCAACACCAAACACUUUUUCCAUAGUAUUGUCUUUUCACCACCUACAAGAGGGUAAACAUGUUGUGUUAUAAUAUGGGUUUAACAUAAGGGGGUUAUUUGGAAAUCAUAGAUACCUUUAAACCAAAAUGUACAGUUUGUGGUUUAUGACUGUGAAAUGCUCAUCUGAACAUAACAUUUCCAGCUCUUAUUGAAAAGAAAGGAAUUGCAGGCUCACUGUACUGUUUGUGAGGCAAUUUCAUCAACUGAAAUUGAUCAGUUGUUCGAGCAAAAACACUACAGCUGCUCUUGUCACUUGACAUAAAGCUUGCAUUAUAAGAAAAGACAGGUGAUGUGAGAAAACAAGAAAAUCCUAUAUCUGUGUUCUAUGGAGAAAGAUCAGCGCAGCACCACUGGCGCUGUGAGAGGCAGCAUACAAACGACAGACCUCCAUUACCUUAGUUUAUUGAGUGUGAGGACUUUAUGCAACAAUCAGAUACCUCUCACGACAAGGCAGCAAGAAUUAAAGCCAGUAAUUUAUCUUUUUCACAUCUCUUAUGUUGGCAAACAAUUUACACCAACUGCCAGACCACACUCAGGUUCCCCCCAGCAGUGGAAAAGAGUUGAGUGACAACAACAAAAAAGCCAGACGUGAUGUUAGGCUACUGGUUUUGCAAUGUGGGAGGCAAUGCCUCUCUUUUGCAAAGUGUAUUGCUGUUUGUGUUUGUAGACGCACAAACACAACCAUUAUUGACUGUUGGUUUCUAUGAGAGCUGCACUCCACAUCAUCGGAUUGUGUGCAGCACUAAAGGAUUUGGAGGAUUCCAUUAACACAACAUCAAACAGGAACAGUGAAUUAAAACAAAUUAGUCUGUGUGCCUGUUUAAUGGUGGGGCAAUGAUGUGCUUCUUAUGAACCCCCAGCUCUGAUUGAGUGUGUUUUCACAUAUGGUUAUUUUAAAUUAAUGCGAGCUCGGUCAACACUGAGCAGGCCCAAAGGAGAAGAGCGAGCCAGAGCCGGUGAUCUCUGCUCUGUUAAUGUUCAUCUUUUCCUCUCUUAAAAGAAAAUUCUCAUAUUUUUUUCCUGGCUUGCCCCCAGCUCUGGUGAGGUCAUAGUCCACCACCCAUGUGCACCUCAGUUUUUCUUUUUGCUUCGUGGCUCUUGGGGAUAACAAGGUUUAUGCUCCUUGAUGUGAAAAAAGAGCCAAUACCCAAAUCAAAACGGCAUGAAACAGAUAGGGCCAUUAUUGAAAUUGAUCAGGGUAAUCAUCAGCUGAAUCUGACAGGCUAAUCAUGGUUUGUUUUCACACACAAGACAAAGAGAGAGAGAGAGAGAGAGAGAGAGAGAGAGAGAGUCAGCCACUGCAGACUAUUCAUCUCCAGCACAGUGAUGUUUGGAAAUGACAUGGUAAUUAUUCCAUCCUGGCUUGAAGGGUGGCAUCACUGAUCUCUCGUCUAUUUUGCAGUCAUUUUGCCACAAGAUUAACCACAUUUAAGAUGAACUGAAGUCAGAUCACCUCCCAAGGAGGUCUGUGCUGGGAUCCCUUCAGAAGGGCUUGUGUGAAGUGGUUGCUGUCAAUUUGCACAAACAAUCACACUCAUUGCUUUGAGUUCACUUGAAAGGUUGAAAAGGAGCCAAAUGUGAACGCAGCUCGCUUAAUAGUUUGUCUGAAAAUCAAUUAACAAAAACACACACCUCACUACUUCUCUUUCUGGCACACACACCUGCGCCACAGAUUCUUCUGAAGUAAGACGGUUUAUUGUAAAUUUCUGCCUACAUUUGUUUUGUAGAACAGCCAAGCACACAUUGUAAAAGCUGGGUCAUUUAGUUUAUUUUUUCUACCUCUGAGCAUUCAUUAAACUCCAAUUAUUUAACGGCACAGCAAUUACCACCUUAAAGUAAUAUUUAGAUCUGGUCAUGGAUGUGCAUUAUGUGCGCUGUAAUAACAAUGUAAGUGAGACUCAUUGACAAAAACCCUUGCUCUACCACACUGCUGCAUGGUCACUAUUGUUUCUCCGGGAGUAUCACAGCACUCCACAGGUUUCUGAAAAGACAUUGCAGUUUAUUUUCUUUGUCUUUAAUGAGUGUCAUGUUGUUUUGUUGAAGCAGAUCAAAUACUGAGGACAAACCCAUGUUAAGUGCUUACCUUUAGAAUACAAACGGAUCUGUACAAACCAGCAGGGCUGCUGUGAAAUUAUAACAUGUAUUGCUAGAUUAAAUUCAAAUGAAUUUUUUUUUAAACACGUAACCAGAGGUAAGGAAGUGAUUUUAUAGCGGACUUAAGACACCUAAUAUCCACCUUAUAAUAGCGAUGCCAUAUGGUCACUAUGGCAGUGAUUCAGAGUUGAGGCUGCACUGAGCAUUAGAGACUUCAAACCAAAACUGAGCAAAUUAAUAUUCUGACUUUAGAUGCAUCAUUAAGAGGAACCCUGCUAAUUGUCAAUAUCAAGCAAGCAUUUUGUGUUUUAACUGAUGAGAUCUGUGGUCACAGACACAAUGUGGUAAACUGUGAGGCACUGAGCUGAAGAAGAAACAGAGGCAAUGAGCAAUCUGAUCUGUGACAUGAGGACGAGGUAUUCUGCCUCUUCAGUGGCGAUAGAAAGCAGUCAGCACCUGUCAGAUUUCUGCUAGAAAUCCUGCUGGAUCAUAUUCAAAAGUUUUGGCCUUGGUCUGAGCCACAUGCAGCUAACAGAAAAGUAUCAUCUUCGUUUCAUUCUUCUCCCUGCUGUUCCAAACAUGUUACAAGAGAAGGCAUGCGGAGAAAACCUAUGCAGGUUGCUUCUUUAAACGCUUAAUUUGGAUUGUUUUCUGACCUGAGGCCUUUUGUAUUUCUUAGCACCAGGGAUCUAGAUGCAUUGUGGCCACUGGUUGCCUCAAGGUUAGACAAGCUGACUAGCACAGCAGUUAAAUAAACACAAUCUCAUUACAUUUAGUGAGACAGUGUGAUGUUUUGCUUUGCACAACACAGCUAUUUGCCAUGUUAUGGCUCAUUUAGUUGAGAAAACGCUAAUAAGUUCUCAGUUGGCCCCUCAUAUUGUCCUGUUGUUAACUGGACUCAUCCUCUAUUGUAGAACUGAAGGGAUAUAAGCCUCACUCAGUGUUGUGACUGCAGCUCUUUGCUAAAUACAGUAACAGCAUGUUUAUGCAAGCAGUCUCUUCGUGAGUUAAAUACAGUUAAAAAUUGAACAUUGAUUGUUUCUCCCUAUGAGGUAUGAACAGCUGCAUAUAACAUGCAUCACAGUCAGGCAAACUGAACACAGCAGGAGUUGGCAUACCUACUUCAAUGGGAAAUAAGCAACUUCCAUAAUUGAUAAUAAUUCAUCAGCUCUCAGACAAACAGUAGGCACUUGUACUUCAGUUUCUUUCUGCAUGACAUUAAAAAGUCAGCCUCUGUGCUGUCUUAUUAGAGCAAAUGCAAAUGUUCCAAACUCCCACCAAGCAUGACUUUUAAAAAGGAUAUGCAAGACACACUGCAAGUCCCAUUCAAGCCAAACUUAUAAUGAUAAAACCUAGCAACCCGGGGAGAGGAUCUUGGAAAUACACUAGUAAAAUAUUUCUCAUCCACCCCCAAAGUUCAGCUAGGAAACUGCACUGAGAAGGCCUGAAUACACAUAACUUUCCCUUUUUCUGUCUGACUCCAGUCAGCCAAUUCUGAAUCACAGCCCAUGAAGGCUUAUAUUUUGGCAGUAGCGCUGCAUAUUUAUGUUGAUAUGACCAGUUCUAUUGUCUGUUUGAAGACUGCUAAGGAUUGCAGGACUCAUUCUCUCUUAACCCAAGCAAACAUGGGCCCAGUUGGAACAUUGGCUGAGUUGGAGAAAAAACUAUGAGUAUAUUUAUUUUCUUUGUCUCCAUAUGUGCAAGGCAAGAGAAUAGUCUUUGAAGAAAAACUGACACCAUUUAUGAAAAAUGACUGAGCUUGUACCGCACCUACCAGAUAUUACUAUUAAUUUUAGGUGUUUUGUGACAUUUGUGUGAUUUGUAUUGGAUUCUGGAAGAGAUCAUUUUUGGAUGUGAACUUUAGUUAGACAUGAGAAAUCAAACCUUUGUCUCAGCUGCCAGGGGAUUAUCAUAACAGACGCAUGAAGUCUCAUGAUCUGUUGGGAUUUAUUUUGGAUGAUUCACAUUAAUAAAAUUAUUCCCUUUGCCUGGCUACAAGUUCACAGGGCUCUCUUCAGAUUAGAUUGUUCCCAAGUGAAGGGGGACAUCAUGCUUUUUGUGUCCCUGCAAUGUAAAGGAAUGUUGGUUCAUAUGUAUUUUCUUGAUGCAAAGUGUGUGCUCAUAUUUAAGACUGACAAUAAUAAAAUGUUGUAUCUUAA